UUCAAAAUGAUGAAGCGUUUGUUUGAAUAAGCAUACGCCUUUGAAUCGUUUUAGUAAACACACUUUGGAUAACUUUUCAUAGGUGUGUUUCAAACGAGUAAUUUAGAAUUAAAGCUUGACAUAUUUCGUUAUAUUAGUACGUGGUAUUAAUUGGUAAUAAAUGUUGACAUAACGGAUUGUUAUUUGAAAUUAUCAUUGAAAUACCGAAUAAGCUCAAUAUUAGUUUCAAUGCGCAUUAAUCCUGACUAAUUCAAAGCAUAAUCUUAAAAGAAAACACGAAAGAAUCUCAAAGAUAAGAUAGGCUGUUGGUUAAUGAAACACAAAAACACGUGGACACGUUUUGUUGUUUAAGUGGAAAGAAAGAAAAAAAAGGAAUAUGAUAUUUCAGAACGUUUUAGCUUUAGCGGCAACACUUGUCCUGGUACUCAUUCAGCUAGGAUCAAUGGAUAUGGUGCGUUCUUCUAAAGUGCGCAUCACAGGUGGCAAAGACUUCCUUGGUGUGGUUCAAUUUAAUGAAAACGGAACGUGGUCUAGCCUUUGUACUGAUGGGUUUGGGAAGACAAAUGCGAAGGUUGUGUGCAGGCAGCUUGGUUUCAAGAAAGGUAUUGCUUUGAAAAUGAGCUCUUUUGCAAAUGCAGUUCGUCCGAACAUAUCUUGUGUUGGCAAGGAGACCUCAAUAUUGAAAUGCAAAUAUAACAUUGGAGGGCGUUGCAAGGAAAGUUGGAAAAAUGCCGGAGUUCUAUGCUACAAUCAAAACAAACCUUCAGUUCGCAUUAACGGUACACGAAACUCCGGUCGUGUUGAAAUUCAAGUUGACGACAUCAAUUACACAUUUUGUGAAAGUAUGUGGCAGAGUGGUCCAUCUAGAACAGCCUGUAGGCAAUUCGGGUUCAACGACGGGCUGAGAAGGAUUUAUCCAAAUGGUAACAUGACCAUGUUAGCUAUCAGCAUCUGGUGUGACUAUAAGGACCAAUCAAUUUUCUCGUGCUCCUGGUUCUUGAAAGACGAUUCCACAUGUCUCGAAGUGAGUAGAGCUGCUGGCGUGGUGUGCUAUAAUAAUGUGCGUAUAACUGGCGGUUGGGAGAACGACACAAUGAUUGCUGGUGUAGUGGAAAUGUAUUAUCCCGACUAUGUUGCUACAACGAAUUGGUUUACCAUGAGCCCUACCGGUUUCGACGAAAGGGAGGCACUGGUUGUGUGUCGAGAACUUGGCUUUCCUUACAGUAAACUUCUACCGUUAGGAUUAUUUGGGGCAAAGAGCAUCCCCAUUUUCCACCAAUUUAAUUGUAGUGGAAGUGAAAUUAGUUUUGCCGACUGUGAUUACGGAAAGGCAACCCUAGAAGACUUCCACAUCGUAUAUGCCUGCUACGUAAGACCAUAUGGAAAUUGUUGGCAGCGGUCAACUAUGACCUACGAGUACUCUUCUAUUGUCUGCUCCGCAUACCUAUUUGGGAACGAAGGAAUGAGGGUACUUCCCGUUGACCAUUCACCUACCAUAGUGUAUGUGGCGAAAGACGGGAUAAAGGGAGUUAUAUACCCUGAAGAUUGGGACGAUGGUGACGCCCAGGUCAUGUGUCAACAGCAGGGUUAUAAAACAGGAGUCGCCCUCGGACCCAAGUAUGCAGAUCCAAGUUACCCAUACUGGAUGUCAAACGUGCAAUGUGCUGGAACAGAAGGACACAUUGAAAAUUGUACCUUUGAUGAAACACCUCCUCUUUGGAAAGCAUUCUCAUUCAGGGACUUUCGCGGCGCGGCACAAGUGCAUUGUACAAAUGGCACAGGUGUCGAUAUACAACUUGAUGCUGGAACAACGCCAAACUCAGGAAUGGUGAAGGUUUCUGUUAGCGGGGAGUGGGGCGUUAUCUGCGAUAGGAACUGGACUAAUAUGGGCGCCAGGGUAGCUUGUCGUCACUUGGGCUUUUAUGACGGUCUUGCUGGUACCAAUGUUAACAAAUCAUUAGGAAACGGUCGUUUGUGGUUGCACGACAUAGAAUGCAGCGGUGAAGAAAAGUCUAUAUUUUCCUGUCCGGGAAGUUUCAAUGUUACAAAUCAACAAUACUAUGACACGUGCAUGGCGUAUGUUUUCUGUACAGAAAAAGUUCGAGUUCAACCCAAUGUGACAUUUGGCGCUGUUCAAGUAUGGGACAGAGAUAACUAUCAUCUAGUGUGUGCAGAAGGUUUUGAUGAACUUGCUGCUCAAGCAGUGUGUCGGUCCCUUGGGUUCGCUUAUGGAACAAGCAUAUGUUGCUCCGCUUUCGGAAGAAUGGAAUAUGAAAUUGUAUAUAGCAAUAUUAAAUGUACUGGUAUUGAGUCAGAUAUACUCGAAUGCGAUUAUGUCAAAUUAUUUCCCAAUUGCACCAGUGGACAUUACGCCUCUGUAGCCUGCUCGAAUCAACCGGAAAAUAAAGAUUAUGAAUUAAAGAUCCAUACAUCUGGAAAAGUUACCACAAGACAUUUUGAUAAUUCGGGCUUUAUCUGUGCUAAUGGUUUUGAUGAUGCAACAGCAACAGUAAUUUGCAGAGAAAAGGGAUAUAAAGGUGGAUCUGCGUAUUUCCAUUCCAGAAAUACUAAAUAUAACACCCUCCCACAUUUAGGUGUUCCAUGGUUAGCAAACAUUGCGUGCAAUGGAACCGAAUACUAUCUUGGACAAUGUGAAAAAGACAAAUGGGGCUCAGUUGGGACUUGCGAUGAAAACAGAAUACCUGCAGUUUACUGUUACAACCAAACGGGUUUCGUUUUUUCCCUUGUGAAUGGAACAGAUAAUGGUAAUGGACUUGUUGUGUUCACCGUAGAUGAUAAAAACGGUGCGAUAUGUGUACGCGAUUCCGUUAUUGGAGAACGGCAAAAACUUGCAGCCAUUUUAUGUAAACAGCUUGGCUAUGGAAACGGCAGCCUGCUUUUAAAUGGUACAGAAGCUGAUAAUGACGUCGUCGGAAUGGAAAGAUUUCCUGGAAAGUUGAAUAUGUUUAUAACCAAGGUCGAGUGUACCGGAAACGAAAACAGUAUAACGGAGUGUACGUUUAGGAUUGUAGAAGACUGGUCGACGUUCACUGAAGAUUGGAUAUCGAUUACAACAGAUGGAUGUCACAACUGGUCUUGUAUGAGAGAACGAAAUUACAACCGAAUGUAUGCGAUAGAAAAAGAACUCUCGUGUUGGGGAGGAAAACAACGUUUAGCUGUCAAAUGUUUCCUUUAAUACCGUGUUAAUUACGAAAAGCUAAGUAUACAUAAUAUAUAUAUAGCAAUUGAUAAAUAACGCUAUGACAUAAUAUUUAUUGCUAUUACAAGACAUUAAAAUGUAAAAAGAAUACUUGGAAAAAUAAUUUGUACGUAAUUCCCGAAAAUGAGAACAUACUAAUAAAAAGAGACAUUUGUUUUUUACAUAAUUUAAUAUAUUCAUUUCAUGUUUAUCUUCUCGGUGUUUGUUCCUAUGUCUUCUUCUAUAUUAAGAUUUUGUUCCGAGUAUCUAGCCCUAGCAAAUAAUAUCCUUAACGCAUUGCCAUUGAUACAAAAAAAUAGUUUUACAUAAACUGACAUAAAAUAAAAGACUCAAGUUAUCGUUUGACUUUAAACCAGUACUAAAUCGUUCGUAUACUCCUGAACAAACUUGGGAAUCUUCCCAAAUUACCAUAACGGCAGCAAUGCGUGAUGACUGUCCAAAAUUUGUUUAAAGAAUCUCUUGGUAUCCUGUGCUUUAUAGUACCUUUAUAUAGUGUAGGAAUUUCCAUAACAUAUCAAAGCAUCUAUUUGGUUAAGUCUUUCACUAAGUCUUGUGUCUUCAAGCAUAAGAUCAAAAGGUUUAUUCAAAGCGAACAAAGCACGCGUGUCUGCUCCGAUAACUUUGAUGUGCUUUCGAAUAAUUCUAUGUUGUGAUAGAGUAAAGCCUGGAUAGGUAUGUUUUUAACAACAUCCAAUUUAUAACCAUCAUAGUGCAAAUCAACAUUUUUUUUCUAUUUCCUUUGUCUCAAAUCAUAGCAUUUGCCUACAUUUACAGAUAUUACCAACAAACAGUAUCACCUGCAAACGAAAAAUAAAUGAAAAAGGUCGGAUUUCUUCAGUCGGGACAACGUUAAUAUUAUAUAUAAUUUAGAUACUCUUCAAUAUGAUAGAUAACAAAAAUAAAAAGGCGUGUACGCUGUUCACCUUGUUUGACACCUAUAUUACUUCCAAAAAAUUCACUAUUGCGAUGUACGCAUGGCUUUACUUUUUUCAGAAAUCUAUUUAAGCAUCAUGACAGGUUUUGUAGAAGCACUAAACUGUAAUGAUUUCUAUCUAAUAUAGUUAAAUAUAAAAUCUAUAUCUAUUUCAACGAUUUCCUUAUUUUAGGAGAUAUCAAUACUAUCUUAGGAAAUGUUUCGCCUUCAAAAAGGUUUUAAAAAUGUUUUGGACACAUUAUGUUUUUCACACUUGUAUUGGAAAUUGGCCUGCUUCUUACUUUAACGCGUUAUGCAUCAAUCAUUUUUAUGUUUCAUAUUCUACAAUGUACGGAAUUCAUCAGUAUAAUGUUUUGUGUACAUUGUUUUUCCAAAUCUCAAUUCACGCUUUGAAAUUUCAAAUUCAUUAUUAAAUCAAGAAUGUUUUAUAUUAGGCUGGAAGGUUUCAGUGUUUAAACCAAACAAGGAUUCAAUGUUGCUUAGCUCUAAAACUGUCAACUUGGUCAUGCAAAUAGGUUAUUUGGUUAUAUAAUGUAUAUAAAGUAUAGAUUCUUCAUCUAUUUGUUUUUUAAAACGUUUUCAAAUGAGAAAUUUAUCAAAAUACAACACAUCUUUUAUUAUAAGAUAGUAUCUUACAUUAUGAAGAAUAUAUAAAAAUGAAGAAAAUAUGCUCGUUCAUUUUUUGUUUCUCUAAACUUUCAAUGACAUCACUUUUGAAUACAUGACCUUACAAUAUACUUGUUGACGAAAGGACACUGUACCUCCCAUGUUAUAAUGACUUAUUUAUAAUAUUUGUAGUUAUAGUAUGUAACGUGAAACUACAAUCAUGUCGAUGACUUUUGAAAAUGACACUGUAACCCAAUUUGAUAAAGGCAGAUAUCUACAUAACGUAUGUUUAUAUUAUUAAAUCAUGAAUUAAUUCCAUGGUGUGCAAUUUUGUUUAUUCAAUCAUAAGAAAAAGUUUUUAUAACUAUUAAAAACUCGUAGGAAGAAGCCACGAGCAAUCGGUUUAGGGUUGUUUCGCAAAUUCACUGUGAGAUAUCAUGUAAAAAUAAAAAUAAGAUGCAAGGGACUUAGGAUUAACACGGACAAGACAUUUCAUGAUGAAAUGACUACGAAGGGACAAUAUUUAUGCAAAAAGCUGAAGAAACAAGCUCAGUAGCAAAAAGUUUGAACAUAAACCCGGUUUAAUGGCACUGGGUAAACGCUAACGACAAACUUACCGUAAAAUUGUUCAUUUUUACAAAAACAUAAUACAAAGUGUCUUCCGUCGAAAAUAGGCGUACGUAGUUUUAUUUGUUAGUUGUAAUAAAGAUCUACCAUGAAGUAUCUCCAUAUAAUUAUUAUCUAGGAAUACAAAAUAUAUAUUUCUUAAUAACAUUGCUUUAUAAUUUAACUUAAAUAAUUAACGUACUGGCAAAUAAAAACAACUAAUUAUUGCAUUAUUAUGAAGAAAAAUUAUGUCUGAUUUGAAUUAAAAACAGUUCAUAAUAAAAAUUGUAACUUUUUACAGUAAAAUGCUGUCUAUACUUUAUAUAGUGUUUAAAAUUAUAUUUUGUCUUAUUGCAUGGCAUUAUUUUCUAAAAGGAAUCAUCUAUAUAAUUCAAUUUAUCAUCAUUUAUGAUAAUAACCUAGUAAGUUAGCUGUUUAAACAGUGUUUACAUUUGGUCGUUUGAACACACAGCAGAGGUAUGGCUUACGCAUUUCAGUGUGUGCUGUACCUGAAUAUGCACCAUCCAAUUAACUUAUUUGUGUUUUGCACAAAAACAGUUAAUAGAUAUUGAAAGGGAUGUUAUAAACAUAAUAUAACAUCUACCUGGUUGAAGUGAAUUAGUAAGCAUUUACCAAUUUAUCAGUCGAACGACAUUAGCAAUUCUUGUCUAUUGAUUCUGGUAAAUACUUCCUAUUAACAUUUGAAAAUACAUUCUAUGGUAUAAUUAUAAAACUUCCAAUUGUCUUGAUUUUCCUUUCGAUGUGCUUUCCAUAUCUGGUACACUGUUUCUGUGGAUACAUUUCAAGCAGUGUUUCAGGCACCAUUGGGGAUAAUUAACACCUCUUCAUUUUUGUCUUCUACAUUGCUUAGUCUUGAUACGACUGGGAGUCUCUCAUUUUCGUCUUUCUCUUCUACCUGUCCGUCGUGUUCUUAAUUGCCCCAUCUUCCUGACUACAAAUAGUGGUUGGUCAAUGGCAGUUCUAUCAAUUCCGUACACAAUACUUGGCCACUUAUCUCAAGGAUUUCAUGGUCACUUUACAAUCAAAUGUUAGUUCCAAAGAAUGGCGAUAUUAUCCUUACUUAUUUUCUUACUUUACUGUGGAAAAUACUGUAUUAAAAACCAAAACUAAAAAUAUGAAAAAUCAUCGACGGAUAAGGCAGGUUCUUGAUAAUAUUUGUUUAUACAAAGUUAAAGUCUGUCACUCCCAUGAUGAUAAUAUCAGGCCAUUCUUGCGGCUGGAAGUUGUGAUCAUCCGGAUCAAAGUCUGGAGCAAAGAUUUCUUUUAAAAUGUGCUGGACAGCUUUAUGUCAACCCUGAAAUGCCUGUUUGGUAGUAAUAAAAAUGAAUAGUGCUUCAUUGAGAGUAGCAUUGUCCUACAAAUGAAAAUGAUCUUAAUAAUUAUAUAUUUUAUAGAAUAAGUGAACAUUAUCAGCAUACAAGUAUGCAAACAUGUAUCAUUAACGACAAGACCAAACGACACUAAUCUGGAGUUGUUAUGAAUAAUUCUCUACGUUCUUUUCAUCAAAAACACAUUUUAAUAUAUAUCAAUAAUGUAAUGUGUAUUUAACAAAUGAUAUCUGACUGCAUGGAUGUACAAUACGAUAUAUCUGGUUUCCUUUUAUUCCUUUUCUCGUGUUCUUGAAUGCCCCCACUAGAUUCAGUAAACCUGAUAAGUGAAAACAGUUGUGUUUGACGAGCUUAGGAAUGUGAGUUCACAUUCAUAAACAAUACUUAUAUUUGUGCAAUUUUCCUUUUGAAGCUCUCAUCUAAAUUAGGUACCUUUCUUUUCAACACAGAUGAACCAGAAACUCUGUUUUUAUAAACAUAAUUGAUAUAAUAUCAUAAUAUAUUAUUAUAUCAUAAAUAUUAAUAUAAUAUAAUAAUAUUGAAUUUAUGUUCGAGCUGUUGUUUUCGUCCGUAAUAUAAUUUUUCGGAAGCAAAUAUUUGAAGAUUCAGCUUCAAAGUUCAAUAAAAUGUCUAAAGAUGAGCAAAGGUAAUGUGUUUAUUUUAUUUAAAAGGGAAGUAGCUACAAUGACUUUUAAAAGUAGGUCUAAAGGUUAAUAUUUUCACUCGUCUGCAGUAAAAUAUCAAUUUGAUAUUUUCACUUUUGUUAUUUCAACGAUGAAACUCAAAUAUUUCGAAAAGCAUAAAAGAUGAUUUUUUUUAAAUCAUUUAAAAACUAUUUUUUAAGACAAUUUAUUCCCAAGAAAUAUAUUGAUCACUUUCAAAAGAAUGAAAACGUUAAUAUAAAUCAGUUAGACAAUGUGUUUGAAGUUAGAAUAAGGUGUAAAAGCUACACGUUUAUUGAAAGAUGUUAAAGCGGUGUAGUUGAUUAUUUAACGCCUGGAAUGUAAAGUGAAUGUAAUUGUGUUAAACUUCGUAUAUAUUUCUCUUCCUUGUGUAUAGCAACACAGUUGGAUAAAAGGAAUGAUUGACUUUUAAUGACUAUCUCAAUGAUGUUAACAAGUAUCACGAUAUAACCCAUACAAGUAUAUUUUCUUACGUAUGUCCUAUACUGAUGGAUAUGGUUAGUUGAAGAAUGAUGUUAAUCUUCAAGCAGAUUAUCAAUAUGUUAUGUAGAGGGUACACAAUGCUAAAAGAAGUUGUACUGUGCAUUCAGGAACUUUCAUAAGGUAUGCAAUAUUGUAUUUAAAAAUGGUAUAUGAUACAAUCAUAACAAUUAGGUGCUUCUACACAAUUUGUAUCAAAGAUUAAAAAGAUUUAUCAAUACCAAAUGACCUGAUCAGUACGUGUAAAAUCGCAAUAUUUUGAUUAACUCGACAGUUAUAAUGGUGUCAAAGAAGGUGAACAGCUUUCAACAUAGUUACAUCUGUUUUCGUAUUAUAAAUGAUAUGGAAGAGAUUCUAAUAUUAUGUUAAAUUAACUUAAUCACUAUUUACUAACAAAUUCUACUAUUGUUUCGUUGUAUGCAGAUAAUACUCUAUCACAAAAUAAAACUUUUUUGCAAGCCCUUAAUUAGUUAUCAGAGCAGGCACUGAGUGCUUUGUUCUCAUCGAAUUUAUUUUUUGCUGUAAGGCCUUUAGAUGUAAGUGAUAAACUUAACCUAGUUGAUGCUAUGAAAAUAACCUCUAAACUUUAUAAUGGUGUUGAGGUAUGGCGUUACCAUAAAGUCCAGGAUAUCGCGAGAGGGUACAACUAAAAUUCUUGAAAACAAAUUUAAUGUGUAAGAAAGCCAUCAUGCAAUGCUGCCGUUUAUUGUGAAUUGGCAAGAAUCCCAUUAAGUAUAUCCAUGAAAAUACGAAUUAUUUAGUACUGGUGUAAAGUCAAACGGUUUCCUGACUCGCUGAUGUAUAGGUCAUUUAAUAUUAAAUCUAUUCAUUACGAGUAUAUGAACACGCGAAUAAUUAAUUUGAGGGAGGAUGCGCUUGAAUUUGGUUAUGUAUUUACAAUUGGAAAUGUAACAAAUUUACAGAUUGAAGCUGUUGUUAGAUGAUUAUUUGCUACUUAGUUACCUACAACGAUGGUUUACAAAUGUUUGAUAUUCAGAAACACUACAAUGUUAUGUUAGUUUUAUAAAAAAGUUUUCAAUUGAAUGAUGAUUUAUUUUGCAUCCGAUGUUAAAUGUAAAGACUAUCAUUAUGAGUAUUUUAAUGUUAUUAACUUACUAGAUUCAGAUGUUCGGCACACAACCACACUGUUGAAAAAGGAAUAUAUAGAAAUUAAGAACAAUAAGAUGCUAUAAAUGUAAUGCCGAUGGUGAAGAAAUUGAAUAUCACUUUUUGUAAGUAUGUCCUUUGUACAGAAUUUGACAGAAUUUAACAACUUAAUUUCUUGUGAUAACGUAUUGAAUAAAAGUGCAACUUAUCUAUCAUUUGCUAUAAAUAAAACUUAUGCUUAAGUUUUUAAUAUGAAUGUUAUAAUAAAUGCCACGUUCAGUUUAACUUCAUUCUUAGUCAAAUAAGUGUGCCGACGUAUUUCAUUAAUCACUAUCGUAAUAUGUCGACUGGUCCCCAUUAAACCUUUUAAAUCGUUUAUGUUUGUUUCGUUAAAAAUGUGUAUGCUUUUUGUGAGCAAUAUUUUGUUUAUAUAAUGCUUUUUAUUUUACAGACCAAAUUGUGUUUAACUAUUAUUAAUUAAGUAUUACGUAUUGGACAAGAUAAAGGAAUACUCAUAGUAUCUACACAUUACAAUUGACGAAAAUAUAUGCCAGAACUCGCAAAAUUAGGCUAAUACGAGUUGCAGCCGUUUUGAUUGGUUACUGAAAUCGCCAAAUACGGGAAAAUAGGAAUGGACAUUUUUCAUUGCCUGUCGAGGAUGCUGUUUUUCGUUUUAUCGAAUUAAUAUUAUUAUGAUAUCAAGUUGAAACUUCAUGUAUUAAUACCUAUGCCUAUAACAAAAUUUAGAACAGCGUGUAUGCGUGUAUUCAUAUAAUCAUCAAGUAUCCAACUGUAUGAAAAUGAUUAAUUCGUUGGUUUUGUCAUAAAUGGCCUACGUAAUUAUUAAGUUAUCAAUAAAAUCGUUUUUUAAAAUAUUUAUCCUAUGAAAUCACUUAUAUCUGUACACAAGUAUUUUCCAACAUAAGAAAAACGUUUCCAGCUAUUUAAAAUA
Messenger RNA from Mya arenaria, 9937 nucleotides. Its product is annotated as scavenger receptor cysteine-rich domain superfamily protein-like. NCBI's taxonomy places the organism in Eukaryota, Metazoa, Mollusca, Bivalvia, Myida, Myidae. The record is from RefSeq and is a predicted model, not a curated record. Bases 377 to 3196 code for a protein of 939 amino acids. The transcript has 15 exons. Gene Ontology annotation, cellular component: membrane.